UAUUUGUGACGUGGCGAACCAGCGACACCUCGAGCUGACUUCCUGCUUUGAGGCUAGGAAGAGACUGCUAGAUAGCCUUCCACAUAUUUUCAAAAGAAAUACUCAGAACCUAUCGAAGUGGUUUAUUAUGAAACGUCACUUUGAAGUAAGCUUUCAGACUCUGGUCCAAGGUGCUCUGCAGAUUAUAUUGAACUCAACAUGUACUACUACUACUCCUGCUCCACAAAGAUUCUAGAUUUUUCCUAAUUAAAGCAUUAGAAGAGGACGGAUUGGGACUAGGAUUAGGAUACGGAUUCUAUAAAAAAUUGUGUGUGCAAUUUAAAGCAUUAGAAGAGGACGGCCUAGGAUUUGGAUUAGGACACGGAUUCUAGAUUUUUUGGUAAUUUAAAGCAUUAGAAGAGGAUGGACUAGGAUUGGGACUAGGAUUAGGAUACCGAUAAUCUCCACCAUUGUUCUUGGAAUCGAUCAGUGAGUUUGAAGCCUGCAGGUGCCUUCGGUUUAUUUUAGCAGGGCCUAACCAAUACCAACAAUGACUGAUGGAAGGAUCUACGUGGGAAAUCUUCCAAUGGACGUCCAGGAGAGGGACAUAGAGGAUCUCUUCUUCAAAUAUGGAAAAAUCCGGGAUAUCGAACUAAAGAAUAACAGGGGAACCAUCCCUUUUGCUUUUGUUCGCUUCGAUGAUCCACGGGAUGCGGAAGACGCGGUCUAUGGAAGGAAUGGAUAUGGAUUCGGAGACUCCAAGCUACGUGUAGAAUACCCUCGCUCCUCUGGCGCCAAAUUUAGUGGCCCUAUGGGAGGAGGAGAAGGAGGGGGUCCUAGGGGGAGGUUUGGGCCUCCAACUCGGAGAUCUGAGUUCCGGGUGAUAGUGACUGGUUUGCCCCAAACUGGGAGCUGGCAGGAUCUGAAAGACCACAUGCGUGAGGCAGGGGAUGUGUGUUUCGCCGACGUGCAGAGGGAUGGUGAAGGAGUGGUGGAGUUUGUCCGUCGGGAGGACAUGGAAUAUGCCCUGCGCAGACUGGACAGGACUGAGUUCCGUUCCCAUCAGGGGGAGACGGCGAACAUACGUGUCCACGGAGAACGUGGUGCCAGUUAUGGUCGCUCGCGGUCCCGCUCCAGAUCCCCCCGGGGGCGUGGCUACUCACCACCACCUUACCAAAGCAGAGGGUCCCCUCCACAGCGCUACCAGUCUCCCCCACGCCGCUCUGUGUCCCGCCAUAGCCCCCCAGCGAGGCGACACUCAGUACCGUACCAUAGCCCGCCCCCACGCCACUAUCGGUAGACCAGCCAGCCAUUCACAAGAGGGCACUGAUGAUUAGGGGCAGUUUAAUUAUUAUUUUGAUCCCAUAUCUCCUCCCUAAGACACACACAAAUAAUUGUCCCCCUUUUGCUUGCUAUGUACAUUCCUUUAUCAGUCACCCCUGCCCUCCUGUUGGCAUUAACAUUGUUGAUUUCUUCCUGUUGAUUGACUUAAGCUUCAGCUCCCUGUGUAAGGUCACUGUAGUCAGCUCAGUUCUGAUGUCUGGUGAGACCAUUUGUUAACAUGCCAAUUAACUGGUCUUGCUGCUCAAGUACAUAUAUGAACAUGAUCUGUUUGAUGAACACUGCCCUGAGAAUAGUGACACUCAACAAAAACUAAAUGUGAACAUCUGCCUGUAUCAUCUAUUCCUUUUAAAUGAAUUGUAAGUGUGUGUGAACCUCUAAGAAUGAAUUAAUACAUUUGGAAAUUGAUUUUGAUUGUAAUCUCCUGGUAAACCUCUGUCAAAAUCAUGUUUUAUUUUAAAGAAAUAUUGAACUUUUUAGCCAGUUCAUUCCUGUUUUCCCUCCUGUUUUUGUAACCUGUGGUGGCUGUAUGCAAGAUAAUUUUGUUUUUCAAUUAAAAGCACUGAAACAAACCAAA
Messenger RNA from Coregonus clupeaformis (lake whitefish), 1897 nucleotides. RefSeq names its product serine/arginine-rich splicing factor 9-like. Gene Ontology annotation, molecular function: mRNA binding. NCBI's taxonomy places the organism in Eukaryota, Metazoa, Chordata, Actinopteri, Salmoniformes, Salmonidae. Gene Ontology annotation, cellular component: nucleus; cytoplasm; ribonucleoprotein complex. The transcript is spliced from 6 exons. The record is from RefSeq and is a predicted model, not a curated record. Bases 530 to 1279 code for a protein of 249 amino acids.